AUGGACGGGAAUUCGGUUCCUUUGGCGGACAUACAUGAAGACAAUGCGACAAAUACAACGGAAAGUGUUAUAUCUGUUAAUAACAACGUACUUGACAACAAGACAAUGAAGAUGCCGACAGUUCGUACUAAUUAUAGUGACAAAUCCAUUGAUUUUCUGAAUAGGAGUUCGAGGGCUUAUGUCGAAUGUCUUUUGGACAUGAUGGAGAAUGGAGAAGAGGAUGACGACUUUACCCCCCAAACGAUUUUUCUUCCCGAACGCAAAGCGGACAACAAAAAACCUUAUCGAUCAUGGGUUGAAA
Molecule: messenger RNA, 301 nt
Organism: Trypanosoma grayi
Lineage: Eukaryota; Euglenozoa; Kinetoplastea; Trypanosomatida; Trypanosomatidae
Exons: 1
Source: RefSeq, a predicted model, not a curated record